AUGGACCCCAUCCCUACAGCCAACCAUCCACUUCCCUCCCUUGCCUCCCUGCAACUCCAAUAUCUGGGCAAGAAGUUGGAAGACCUAUCUACGCCUGCUGUGGUUCUGGACCGCGCGGUGGUGAAGAAGAAUUGCGAUGCUAUGCUCGAUGUGUGCGAGAAACUGGGGGUCGGGUUCAGAGCGCAUGUUAAGAGUCAUAAGACGCUCGAAUUGUCGAAAUUGCAGGUUGGAACCGGAGAUGGCGAAGCGAAUUUCAUCGUCUCUACCCUGACUGAAGCAGAGAAUCUUUUGCCGUUCUUGCUGGAAUGCCAGAGUAAUGGACGAGAAAGCAGUGUCCUCUACGGCGUGCCGCCAGCGCAACACGCUAUCCCACGCCUCCUCCACCUCUCCUCAAAACUCACCCCAGGAAGCGUGAACAUCCUGAUUGACAACAUCGACGCUUUCAACAAGAUGAGUAAAGCGCUCGUCGAAGGUCAAAUUGGCGUCUUCAUCAAGAUUGAUACAGGCUACAAACGUGCUGGCAUCAAGAUCUCAUCGUCAAAAUUCCCAGGCCUGGUGAGAAAAGUAGUAGGAACCGUCGGUGAGGCGUUCCGAGGCUUUUACUCGCACUACGGGCACUCGUACGCUGGCAGCUCGGAAAAGGACGCCGCACACGGCCUAAUCUCUGAAUUGGAGGGGCUCGAAGAAGCCGCAGCCGAGGUUGAUGAGGUUUACUUGCGGCUUCUUAAGCGCAAAAUGGUAUUGACUGUUGGCGCUACCCCAACUGCGACCGCCGCGCAAAACAUGCUCUCGGGUUCGCCAAGGGCCGCAGAGUUCAAGACGUUAUUGAACCGCCUGAAAGAGACGUACGCUGUGGAGCUGCAUGCGGGCGUGUAUCCACUGCUCGACAUGCAGCAAGUAGCAACGCACGCGCGCCCAGUUGCCGGAAGAGCGUCGUUGACGAAAGAGAGCGUCGGGAUCAAGGUCUUGCUCGAAAUCUCUUCCAUUUAUGAUGAGCGAGGAAAGCCAGAGGCGCUCGCUUCAGCCGGAUCCUUGGCCUUGGGUAGGGAGCCAUGCAAGAGCUAUACGGGGUGGGGUAUCGUAACGGGAGAACUGGGCAACAAAGGUAAUGUUGUAUAUGAUGAGCGAGGAGACAAAACUGGCUGGAUCGUCGGGAGGAUAAGCCAAGAGCAUGGAAUCCUGACAUGGGAGGGCCCGGAAGACCAGAUGAGGCCGUUAGAGAUAGGGUCCAAGGUCCUAGUAUGGCCGAACCAUGCUUGCGUUGCUGGUGCUGGGUUUGGAUGGUAUCUGAUCGUUGAUUCGGAAAAGGAUCGCCAUACUGUUGUGGAUGUCUGGGUCCGGUGGCGCGGAUGGUAA
Messenger RNA from Didymosphaeria variabile, 1356 nucleotides. RefSeq lists its product as uncharacterized. The transcript has 5 exons. Lineage: Eukaryota; Fungi; Ascomycota; Dothideomycetes; Pleosporales; Didymosphaeriaceae. The record is from RefSeq and is a predicted model, not a curated record. Gene Ontology annotation, biological process: D-serine catabolic process. Gene Ontology annotation, molecular function: D-serine ammonia-lyase activity. The coding region runs from base 1 to 1356 and encodes 451 amino acids.